UUCCGGGGGCGAGCGCGCACACGCGGUAAACAAGCAUGGACGCCUCAGCCAAGUGGACAAAUGUGGCGAAAAGUCCGAGUUUGAAGAACCUGACGGACGGAGGCUUCGGCGCCUUGAAGGAAAGUCAACAGAGCUCCAUUCAGGAUUUGGUGAAAGCUCACAUCGAGUCUUACGACCAGGCGAUGACGGAAGGACUCAGCCGCGUCGUGCAGGCGAUCCCACCUGUGGAGUUCAUGGUGAAAAAUGAGAAGAUCAGCCUGGCGUUCGUGGAGGUGGCCAUCCACCAGCCUGUGGUGGCCAAAGGCAGCGUCUGCAGGGAGUUGAGGGUGUUCCCGGCAGAGUGUCGGGGAAGAAGAUGCUCCUACAAAGGGAAGAUAGUGGCGGAUGUCACCUGGUCCAUCAACGGCGUUCCCAAAGGCAUCAUCAAGCAGUCUUUGGGUCAAGUGCCCGUCAUGGUGAAGUCCAAGCUGUGUAACUUACACGGCAUGUCACCCAAACAGCUAGUGGAACACCACGAGGAAGCAGAGGAAAUGGGAGGCUACUUCAUCGUGAAUGGAAUCGAGAAGGUCAUCCGCUUGCUGAUCAUGCCCAGGAGGAACUACCCCAUCGCCUUGUCGCGGCCCAAGUGGAAGAGCCGGGGCCAGGGAUACACCCAGUAUGGUAUGUCCAUGCGCUGCGUCAAGGAGGAACACUCGGCCAUCAACAUGAACCUGCACUACCUGGAGAACGGCACCGUGAUGGUCAACUUCAUCUACCAGAAGGAGCUCUUCUUCCUGCCGCUCGGCUUUGCGCUGAAGGCCUUGGCGGACUUCACUGACUUCCAGAUCUUCCAGGAGCUGAUCAAAGGCCGCGAGGACAACUCCUUCUACAAGAGCUGCGUCUCCGAGAUGCUGCGCAUGGUCUCGGAGAAGCACUGCACCACGCGCGGCAAGGUGCUGGCCUACCUGGGCGAGCGCUUCCGGGUCAAGAUGAACCUCCCCGAGUGGUACACCAACGAGGAGUGCGCCAACUACCUGCUGGACGAGUGCAUCUGCAUCCACCUGAAGUCCGGCCUGGAGAAGUUCUACAUGCUGUGUCUGAUGACCAGGAAGCUCUUCACCUUCGCCAAGCAGGAGUGCAUGGAGGAGAACCCCGACAGCAUCACCUGCCAGGAAGUGCUCACUCCCGGCCAUCUCUACCUCAUGUUCCUCAAAGAGAGGAUGCUUGCCUGGCUGGUGUCGGUCCAGUUGUCCUUCCAGAAGCGAGCGAGCCGCAUGAGCGGCGACUGGAGCGCUGAAAAGGUGAUGAAGAUGUUGAACUUGGGCACGGACCUCACCAAAGCCUUUGAAUACCUGCUGGCCACAGGGAACCUCAUCUCCAAGACAGGUCUGGGCAUGCUGCAGAACACGGGUCUCUGCGUGGUGGCCGACAAGCUCAACUUCAUCCGCUACCUCUCGCACUUCCGCUGCGUGCACAGAGGCGCCGCCUUCGCCAAGAUGAGGACCACCUCCGUCAGGAAGCUGCUGCCCGAGUCGUGGGGCUUCCUGUGCCCCGUCCACACCCCGGACGGGGAGCCGUGCGGCCUCAUGAACCACAUGACGGCCAGCUGCGAGAUCGUGGCGCAGUCGCUGUCCACCCUGACGCUGCCCGCCCUGCUGUGUUCCCUCGGUGUCACUCCAAUGGACGGCGUUCCCGGCCAGGCCUAUUCGGACUGCUACCCCGUGGUUCUGGACGGCGCCGUGGUGGGCUGGGUGGAGGCGGAGUUAGCCCCCGGCGUGGUGGAUUCACUGCGGACGUUCAAGGUGCUGAAGGAGAAGAAGGUCCAUCCCUGGACUGAGAUUGUUCUAAUUCCCAAAACCAACAAAGCCAGCUUGUACCCGGGUCUCUUCCUCUUCACCACGCCGUGCCGCAUGCUGCGGCCCGUCCACAACGUGACUCUGGGACAACCGGAGCUGAUUGGGACCUUCGAGCAGCUCUACAUCAACGUGGGCGUGUUGGAGGAGGAGGUGGAGCCGGGCGUGACCACCCACCAGGAGCUCUUCCCCCACAGCAUGCUGAGCGUGGUGGCCAACUUCAUCCCCUACUCGGACCACAACCAGAGUCCCAGGAACAUGUACCAGUGUCAGAUGGGUAAACAGACCAUGGGCUUCCCGCUGCACGCCUUCCUGGAGCGCUCCGACAACAAGCUGUACCGACUGCAGACCCCGCAGAGCCCCCUGGUGAGGCCCCACAUGUACGACCACUACAACCUGGACAACUACCCCAGCGGCACCAACGCCGUCGUGGCCGUCAUCUCCUACACGGGCUACGACAUGGAGGACGCCAUGAUCGUCAACAAGGCCUCGUGGGAGCGGGGCUUCGCUCACGGCUGCAUCUACAAGACCGACCUGGUGGACCUGGCCGACAAGGCGCGCGGCCAGGACGGCGUGGUGUUCGGGACUAAGCCGGGCGACCCCAAGGUGGGAGACAAACUGGACUCUGACGGACUCCCUGCGGUCGGUGCCACGCUGCGAUACGGCGACCCCUACUACAGCUACAUCAACCCCAACACCGGACAGUCCUUCGUCGCCUACUACAAGAGCCAGGAGGCGUGCGUGGUGGACAACAUCAAGGUGUGCAGCAACGACGCGGGCACGGGGCCCUUCAAGCGCGUGUGCAUCACGGUGCGCGUGCCCAGAAACCCGGUCAUCGGGGACAAGUUCGCCAGCCGCCACGGCCAAAAGGGCAUCCUGAGCCGCCUGUGGCCCCCCGAGGACAUGCCCUUUACCGAGAGCGGGAUGAGUCCCGACAUCCUCUUCAACCCCCACGGCUUCCCCUCGCGCAUGACCAUCGGGAUGCUCAUCGAGAGCAUGGCGGGCAAGUCGGGCGCGCUGCACGGCCUGAGUCACGACGCCACGCCCUUCACCUUCUCCGAGGAGAACUCGGCUUUGGAGUACUUUGGGCGGAUGCUGCGGGCGGGCGGCUACAACCACUACGGCACGGAGCGCCUCUACAGCGGCAUGAGCGGCCUGGAGCUGGAGGCGGACAUCUUCAUCGGCGUGGUCUACUACCAGCGGCUGCGUCACAUGGUGUCGGACAAGUUCCAGGUGCGGACCACGGGGGCGCGCGACAAGGUGACCAACCAGCCGGUGGGCGGGAGGAACAUCCAGGGCGGCAUCCGCUUCGGGGAGAUGGAGCGCGACGCCCUGCUGGCGCACGGCGCCUCCUUCCUGCUCCACGACCGCCUCUUCAACUGCUCCGACCGCUCGGUGGCGCAGGUGUGCGUGGACUGCGGCAGCUUGAUGUCGCCGCUGCUGGAGAAGCCGCCGCCCCACUGGUCGUCCACGCGCCACCGCAAGACCGCCUGCACGCUGUGCGGCAAAAGCGACUCCAUCGACUCGGUGUCGGUGCCGUACGUCUUCCGCUACUUUGUGGCCGAGCUCGCCGCCAUGAACAUCAAAGUCAAGCUGGACGUCAAGUGAACGCCGGUCACGUGACCCCGCACGGAUUUAUACCGGACACGUUGCCAUGGAGACGGCCGACUUUGGCCCAUGUGACUAGACAAAAACGUUUGACUGUGACAAGAAAACGUAAACAAUGUCUCUACGAGGGCGCGGGUGUUUGUAUCGUCAUGGCAACCUGCUUGUAAUUUAAUGUCUUUUGGAAUAAAUCUCCCAAUUUAUUAAAAAGCUGAUAAGACCA
This is a messenger RNA of Nerophis lumbriciformis (worm pipefish), 3660 nucleotides long. RefSeq names its product RNA polymerase I subunit B (gene polr1b). Gene Ontology annotation, molecular function: DNA binding; ribonucleoside binding; DNA-directed RNA polymerase activity. Gene Ontology annotation, cellular component: nucleus. Gene Ontology annotation, biological process: DNA-templated transcription. The record is from RefSeq and is a predicted model, not a curated record. NCBI's taxonomy places the organism in Eukaryota, Metazoa, Chordata, Actinopteri, Syngnathiformes, Syngnathidae.